CAAAAAAAAAAAAAAAAGCGCCCACUGUGAUACAACAGAUAAUAAAAAGUUCUUUCCAUGCUUCUAAGAAUCUCUCCCUAAAUUCGCUCACACAUAUGAUCACAGAGCUUGUGGACAAUCUGAUUAGCAACAACUCUGAGCAGAGCACCUGCAAAAGUUUAAAUUUCGUAGAAAAGAGAAUAAAGGAACCUGUUUUUCACUCUAAAAAGCUCGGUUAUUUCUUGUUCAAACUUUCAACUUUUUGUUGGAUUCUUCAGGUAUUUUACGGUUUCUCGUCAUUUUACCAUCUGGGUAUUGAUCAAAACUCCGAAUUCUCUUCUGGGUAUUGCUAAGAAUUUGAUUUUUGUUAGUUGUUCAGUUUUGAGACUGCAGAGUACUGUGAAUUUAAGGUGUGGGUAAUACUGUCAUGCUGAAGGUUGCUGCUGGUCGGUGGAUUAGGGAUGAAUUCCACUAUGGAUGAUAUGAAUUUGAUUCAGCAGGCACAAAGGCAUCAUCUGGUUGUUAGAGAGCUUGGAGAGGAGAUUGAUCUGGAAAUUGGACCAGGGGAUGAUGACCCAUCAUUUGCUAAUACUCCUCUCAUGGGUGGCCCUCAUGAACCGAUUGCUAAUGAGCAUGAUGAUACCAAGCAGAUGGGGAUGGUUUCUCAACUCCCCAAUGAUGAUCAAGACAUGUCAAAGACAAAACCAGCAAAAAGGAAGAAAAAAGUGGUGAAAAGGUGGAGGGAGGAAUGGGCUGAUACCUACAAGUGGGCAUAUGUUGAUGUGAAAGAAGGAACUCCAAGGAUAUUCUGCUCCAUUUGCAGAGAGUAUGGUAGGAAGCAUAGAAGAAAUCCUUAUGGGAAUGAAGGAAGUAGGAAUAUGCAGAUGAGUGCACUUGAAGAACACAACAACAGUUUGCUUCACAAAGAGGCUCUUCGUCUUCAAAUGGCAUCCAAGGAUAAAAUUAUUGUUGACAAACCCGUAUAUGUAAAAGCUCUUAUGUCAAAAACGGCUGGAUCAAUUGUUGAAGCCGCAUUGAAAAGGGAUCCUCAUGAGGUCGAGUUCAUACAAUCUGUGCAAGAAGCUGUCCAUGCUUUAGAAAGAGUGAUUGCGAAAAAUUCCCAUUAUGUCAACAUCAUGGAGCGGUUGUUAGAGCCAGACCGUAUGAUUGUUUUCCGAGUUCCAUGGGUGGACGACAGGGGUGAGACUCAUGUUAGUCGAGGCUUUCGGGUACAAUUUAACCAGGCAUUGGGUCCAUGCGGGGGUGGUAUCCGCUUUCAUCCUUCAAUGAACUUAAGCAUUGCCAAAUUUCUUGGUUUUGAGCAGACAUUAAAGAAUGCUUUAUCACUGUAUAAACUUGGAGGGGCAGCAGGUGGAAGUGAUUUUGAUCCGAAAGGCAAAAGUGAUAAUGAGAUCAUGCACUUUUGCCAAAGUUUCAUGAACGAGAUCUAUAGAUAUCUGGGCCCUGAUAAGGACCUUCCAUCAGAAGAAAUUGGUGUUGGCACACGAGAGAUGGGAUAUCUCUUUGGGCAAUACAGACGUCUUGCUGGUCAUUUUCAGGGAAGUUUUACAGGGCCAAGGAUAUUUUGGUCUGGGUCUAGCCUUCGAACUGAAGCUACUGGUUAUGGGCUGGUUUUCUUUGCCCAGCUUAUUCUUGCUGAUAUGAAUAAGGAGCUCAAGGGACUGAGAUGUGUUGUAAGUGGUUCUGGAAAGAUUGCAAUGCAUGUUUUAGAAAAGCUUAUUGCCUAUGGUGCUGUCCCUGUUACUGUUUCAGAUUCAAAAGGAUACUUGGUGGAUGAGGAUGGAUUUGAUUACAUGAAAAUAACAUUUUUGAGGGACAUCAAAUCUCAGCAGAGAAGUUUGAGAGACUACUCAAAGACUUAUACUCGGUCCAAGUACUAUGAUGAAGCAAAACCUUGGACUGAAAGGUGCGAUGUUGCAUUUCCUUGUGCUUCCCAGAAUGAAAUAGAUCAGUCCGAUGCCAUUAAUUUGGUUAAUUCAGGUUGUCGCAUACUUGUAGAAGGUUCGACUAUGCCAUGUACCCGUGAGGCGGUUGAUGUUCUGAGAAAAGCUAAUGUUCUUAUUGCUCCUGCCAUGGCAGCUGGUGCUGGAGGGGUUGUUGCUGGUGAACUUGAAUUGAACCAUGAGUGCAAUUUGAUGCACUGGUCACCCGAGGACUUUGAAUCCAAAUUACAGGAAGCAAUGAAACAGACCUACCAGAGAGCCCUCAAAGCAGCAAUUGAUUUUGGCUAUCAGAAAGAGAGUCCAGAUGCUUUGGUAUAUGGAGCUGUCAUUUCCGCUUUUCUGACUAUCGCACAAGCUAUGACCGAUCAAGGGUGUGUAUAGAACACAAGAACUCUAUACAAUUCUUUACAUGCUCCCCUAAUUUGAUUUCUAUUGAUCAACAUCUAUCAUGGAGCUGGGAGAUUUGCUUGUGGCAGAAGGAAAAGUUCUUUGUAACAUCUAUGUAUUGUAAUUGUUUCUUCCAAAAAAAAAAAAAAUGUGGACAUUUUAUCAUCAGACACAUAAUUUAUUUUAAACAAUGUCUACUUAGUAGUAGAAUAGGAAGUGUCUUUAGAUUUGUUUCCAGAAAAUUGUCUGUUAGAAUGCAAUAGCCCUGUCAAAUUUUUGUUGCAAUAUUGUAAAUUACAUGUUUAGUGACAGUGGAAAUAAAACUUAAUCAACAAUUGUAUGGCU
This is a messenger RNA of Mangifera indica (mango), 2675 nucleotides long. Its product is annotated as NADP-specific glutamate dehydrogenase-like. Gene Ontology annotation, cellular component: cytosol. Gene Ontology annotation, molecular function: L-glutamate dehydrogenase (NADP+) activity. The record is from RefSeq and is a predicted model, not a curated record. The coding region runs from base 441 to 2324 and encodes 627 amino acids. Lineage: Eukaryota; Viridiplantae; Streptophyta; Magnoliopsida; Sapindales; Anacardiaceae. The transcript is spliced from 16 exons.